Messenger RNA from Phaeodactylum tricornutum CCAP 1055/1, 4549 nucleotides. RefSeq lists its product with no specific name. The transcript is spliced from 6 exons. Gene Ontology annotation, biological process: transmembrane transport. Gene Ontology annotation, cellular component: membrane. Lineage: Eukaryota; Bacillariophyta; Bacillariophyceae; Surirellales; Neidiaceae. Bases 139 to 4389 code for a protein of 1416 amino acids. Gene Ontology annotation, molecular function: ABC-type transporter activity; ATP binding; ATP hydrolysis activity. The record is from RefSeq and is a predicted model, not a curated record.
UUGUUCACAAAAACGUUGAAGCAUUUGACCAACGCGACUUGUAAAUACAGUCCACAAUACUUCUGCGGAGAGGCUUGCGACUGCCGGGACAGAGAACGCUAUCACGGUAGUCCUCCCCACGAGUUUCGCAUUGACAGGAUGACGCAGACGCAGGGGCAUUCUCCAAAUGAAAAUCAGAGAGAAGCAGAAUCCAUGGGGCGACACGGAGACCAGUCAUUUCAAGCCACAAAAAGUACCGAUGGGCAACAGAAAACACAUCCUGACGAGGUCAACAGCCAAACCAUACAUUCUUCAAAUGUCGCCGACAAAAGCAAAAGUCCAUUUUUGCCUCCCAUACACACAGCCAAACCGUGGCCAGAAGACCGGCUAACAGGAGAUCACGAUCUACAGCGCUGCCUUGGAAGCUUCCCCUCUUCCCUAUGGAAGACGUUCCAGCGGUGGACUUACGCCUACAUGCAACCAAUCUUGCUCAAAGGCCAAAGACAGUUUCGAGAGAAAGAUCACCUCACAGUGGAAGAUGUGUAUGUAAUUCCAGCCGAUAUGCAAGCAAGCGUUUUAGUCGAGCAAUUUUGGGACGACUAUCACAGAACUAAAAAGCUUGUACCGGUUCUGUUCCGAUUGAUCCAGCCAAUCUUUGUCCCUGCCGGAUUUUGGGAGCUCUUGGUCGUCUUGGCCAAAGUGUCUUUACCUUUGUCUCUCCGCCAAAUCCUGCUGGUGCUCGAAGCCAACCCGAGUGCCUCGGUCAUUUCCGAAGGCCUGCCUUUUGCUAUCACCCUUUCCUUAGCUGGCGUGGUGUUGGCUUUGUCACAGAACCGUGUCGUCUUUUUGUGUACAGCCAGCGGAAUACGAAUUCGUGCGGCUCUUACAACGGCUCUUUACGAGCAUGCUUUACGACUUACUGCAUCCGGCAAGAUCGGGCUGACGACUGGGCAAGUCACAAACUUGGUUGCGGUCGAUACGCAGAAGCUUUUUGAUGUAUGCGUGGAAGGACACAAUUUGUGGAGUUGUCCGUUACUGAUUAUUAUAGUGCUUGCGCUAUUGGCGACCCUGAUUGGCACCGAAUUGAUGAUAGGAGUGCUGGUUUUGAUUCUCUUCAUUCCGAUUGUCCGAUGGAUUGUCCAGCAGAUGUUGAAAAUUCGGAAAGCGCGAUCGGCCCUCACUGAUGUACGAAUCAAUACACUGACAGCCAUGUUGCAUGGCAUUCACGUCACCAAACUCAACCACUACGAGCGAAACAUUGAAUCUCAGGUGGAAACAAUCCGUAGGCAAGAAAUGGUGUUGCUCCGAAAAGAGCUGUGGAUGUGGGGCUGGGUACUGACGACGGCAGUGUGUUCUCCGCUAGUGGCGGUCAUGGUUGCCUUUUCCUUCUAUACCUUACUGGACGAAGGCAAUCUGCUGACGCCGUCUACCGCAUUUUCUACCCUCCUAUUGUUUUCCAUUUUGCGUUCUCCUAUCAACAUGGCGGCUCGUCUUGUCGGAAAUAUGUCACAAGCGGUAGAAAACGUUUCUCGGAUAACUCUUUUUUUAGAGCGCGAGGCACACCUUGCUGUAGAUGAGGAAGCCUCGAAUGAACCGGUCAAAACCUUGGUCAAGACUAGCAAACGUGCUUUCCCAAAAAGGCAGCUUGUUCGUUUUUCUGCCUCAAGAGACAAUUUGGUGUCUAUAGAGGCGGGAUGCUUUUCGAUCAAGCCGCAAAACAGUAUUAUUCAAGGUUCCUUUCUCGCUUCGUUUCGCGGUCUCACACCAGAAAGAAGUCUCGGAAAGGGUGACUUUACAGCAGGGGUGAAAGGAUUUUCCGUGAGCAACUUGUCGUUCGAAGUCAAACGGUCUGAGGUGAUUGCAGUAGUUGGGAAGGUGGGAUCGGGGAAGUCGCUUUUGCUACGAGCGUUGCUUGGUGAAGUUCCAACGUUCUUUGGAGACAGAAUCUUCGUUUCGGGGCGCUCAUCGUAUGCAGCACAGCAAGCUUUUAUACUGAAUGCUAGCUUGCGAGAAAACAUCCUCUUUGGAAAAGACUACAAUGAACAGCUAUACAAAAGAGUCCUUAAGGCUUGCUGCUUAACGGCUGACAUUCAAUGGCUUGGCCCCGCGGGGGAUUUGACGCAAAUUGGCGAGCGUGGUGUGACCUUGUCGGGUGGGCAAAAGCAGCGCGUUGCUUUAGCUCGAGCAGUGUACACCGAUCCUGAUCUCGCUUUCUUGGAUGAUUGCUUUUCGGCGUUAGAUCCUAGCACAGCAAAUGCUGUUUACGAGGGCCUCUUUGGAUUGACGCAGGGAGAAGGCCGCAAUGGUAUUCUUCGAUCAGCUGGAACUAUUCUUGUAACUCAUUCGAUUCAAUUUCUUUCCCGAGUGGACAAGAUCCUUGUCCUGAGCGAUGGAGCUCCUUCAUUCUUCGGGACAUGGGCAGAAUUGCAGUUAUUUCAGGGCUCCAAGGGCAAUUUGAUUGAGUCUAUUCAACAGAACUGUCAAGAAGUAGAGAAGAAGAGUAGGAGUGGGGAGCUAGAAGAGGGUCAAACAGCCAAUGAAGGUGGAUUGAUAAUGACUGUUGAAGAGCGCAAGUAUGGAGGAGCUAGUUUUUCUGUCUGGACCCGAUGGUUUAGUAGUGCAGGAGGAUGGUCAUUCUUCUUGUCGCAAAUGAUUUUGUCAAUAGUUGAGAAUGGGCUUUUUGUCUCAUCAGAUUGGUGGUGUGCUAAAUGGUCUGAUUCAACUUUCACCGGAACAGAUCUUUUCGGAAUGUCCUUUCCGCCGCAGACGGAAGGGAGGUCUGUUCAAGUGCAGUAUGCCGUUGUGCAUCUUUUAAUUGUCGUUCUUUCCGUCUUUGCCACCUCGAUACAGUUGCAGUUUGCAGUUGCUGGAGGCGCUAAAUGUGCGGAGCGAAUGUUUUUGGACAUGACCACUCGGGUUCUGCGCGCUCCCUCGUCGUAUUUUGAAACCACACCGUUGGGUAGAGUGCUUAACCGUUUCACAUACGAUGUUGAGGUUUUGGAUGUUGAGCUAUCCAUUUCCAUGGCUGGCUUGAUGAUAUCAUCAAGUCUGCUGAUCUCUUCCAUUGUUGUUAUGCUUGCUAUUUUGCCGUGGAUUGCCCUCUAUAUUGUGCCUGUCGGAGUCGCAUACACUUGCAUUCAGCUUUAUUAUCGCAGGAGUGGCCCAGACCUGCAAAGGAUUGACGCAACAUCUCGGAGCCCGAUUCAAGCAAAGCUCGCAGAAGGUAUGGAUGGUGCGACGACUAUUCGAGCUUUUCACCAAGAGAAACCGUUCAUUGUUGGUUUCCAAAGGAACGUCGACUUCAACAGCUCUGCCAUGCUAAACUUUGCAGCUGCCCAGCGCUGGUUGGCCUUCAGGAUGGAAAUUCUUGGUGCCACUGUUGGUUUUGUCUUCAGCACAAUUGUUAUUUGCACAAAUGAUCGCUUGAAAAUCGAUUCCGGAAUGGUUGGUUUGGCCCUGCAAUGGGCGACCAUAUUCUCAGCAGCACUCAAUUUUUUCUUUUUGAGAUUAACGGAGGCCGAGGCGAAAAUUACUUCAAUUGAACGUGUUCACCAAACAACACUUCUUCCACAGGAAGCAUCCUGGGAAACAGAUCCAUUGAUGAAUCUUGACAAAAAUUGGCCCAAGACUGGGAUUUUGCAGUUUGAUAGUGUGUGUAUGCGCUAUCGCUCUGACCUGCCCCUGGCCCUAAAAAAUGUUUCCUUUCAGUUAGCGCACGGAAUGCGAUGCGGCAUUGUAGGCCGGACAGGCUCUGGCAAGACGUCGCUAACGGCAAGUCUCUUUCGAUUGGUCGAAAUCGAGGCAGGUCAAAUUGUUCUUGACGGAAUAGACCUUUCGAAGGUGGGCCUGGCGGAUGUUCGCGGUCGUCGAAACGGAAUGCAGAUCAUUCCCCAGGAUCCGGUUCUGUUUGCGGGAAUUUUACGGGAGUGUCUUGAUCCUUUCUUUCUCGAAAGCGACGAAAAGGUGCUGCAGGCUCUUCAGGCAGUAAACCACAAGGGAGUCAAUGAACGUGGCAAAGCUGUUCUGAAUGAUCCGGUGGACGAGGGGGGAAGCAACUACAGUGUUGGUGAGCGGCAGCUGCUGUGCCUGGCUCGCGCUAUUGUGCAAGAGCCUCGUGUACUGGUCCUGGACGAAGCGACUGCCAGCGUCGAUGCGGCUACCGAUGCCUUCAUUCAAGACAUGCUCCGCACUCGCUUCAAAAAUACGACGUUGUUGACAAUAGCUCACCGUCUGAACACCAUUAUGGAUUACGACAUGGUAAUUGUACUGGACGACGGUCACUGCGUGGAGACGGGCUCACCGCUUUCCCUCUUGGCUGACCCUGACGGUUGGUUUACGGCAUUGGUGGAUGCCAGCGGACCGAACAUUGCGGCGGAGCUUCGACGGAUUGCGGCAGAAAAGGAGCCAUAGGACUGCCGUUGUCACCGUUGGAGGGUAGGAAGAAAUGCCCUGAUUGGCGCACACUUUCCAGGUUGUACCGAUGGUGUGUUUGUUCCCAUCUGUUCACGGGUAACAACAAUAAAUAUAGGCGACUGGUGAUUAACUCGCUAUAGAAGUCAUUAUCUUAUUC